AGUGCUGGAUACCCCAUUAUAACAUACUUCACGAGGAACGAGCUUUCAAACAUGGGAGGAUUCAAUGUUGGAGGAAUUAAUGCAAGCGGCCAAAUACCCGUACUUUCUGGUAACUGGGGUCUCAUUGAUAGUGAGACACCCAAAGAAGCGCACACGAAACCUUCAUGGAAUGGUGGUUCAGAUAUGGAACUGGUAUUCUCUGACGAAUUUAAUACACCUGGUCGAACAUUUUACCCAGGUGAUGACCCAUACUGGGAGGCAGUCAAUCUGCAUUAUUGGCAAACCAACAAUCUGGAAUGGUAUGAUCCAGAAGCCAUCACAACGCAAGAUGGUUACCUUGUUAUCACCUUGUCGCAAAAGGAGACACAUAAUCUAAACUAUCAGGGUGGUAUGAACAAAUUCUGCUUUACUGGCGGGUACAUCGAGGCAAAUGUAUCCCUUCCGGGUGUAAACAACGUUGUUGGCCUGUGGCCCGCUAUAUGGACACUCGGUAACCUAGGUCGAGCAGGAUAUGGUGCAAGUCUUGAAGGGAUGUGGCCUUACACCUAUGAUUCUUGCGAUGUUGGUACGGUCGCCAACCAAAGCAUAAAUGGACAACCCGCUGCCGCUCUGGUAAACGGGGAUCCAAGCAACGGGGGCGUGCUAUCUUAUCUUCCUGGGCAACGUCUAUCGCGCUGUACGUGCAAGGGAGAGUCUCAUCCUGGUCCCGUGCAUUCCGAUGGUACUUAUGUCGGUCGCUCCGCCCCAGAAAUCGACAUGUUCGAGGCGCAGAUCACAGGCACACCCCUCACUGGACAGGUAUCUCAGUCAGCUCAAUGGGCUCCUUUUAAUGCAGGCUACAUUUGGGCGAACACGUCUGAAAAUGAAAUUAUCCCGAAUCCAUCUGUUAGUGUGCAGAAUACAUACAUCGGAGGUGUACAACAACAGGCUACGUCGGUCGUGACCGAUACAAAUCAAGGUUGCUACGAAGGGGAAACAGGGUGUUUCGCUGUUUAUGGCUUUGAGUAUAUCACAUGGAUAGCCAACAACGAAGUGGCUUGGACGCUCAAUGCUGCAGGAUUGGGUGCCGAUUCAACUGUACAAAUAUCUGCCAGGCCUGUUCCUCAAGAACCAAUGUACAUACUAAUGAAUCUUGGCAUGUCGACUAAUUUUGGCACAGUCGAUCUUGCCCACCUCCCAUUUCCUGUCCACAUGCGCGUGGAUUACAUCCGUGUAUACCAGCCUUCGCAUUCAAAAAACAUAGGAUGUGACCCCACAGCAUUCCCUACCGAACAAUAUAUUAACACGUACAUGGAGGCUUAUACCAAUCCAAAUCUCACAACAUGGAGCGUUGACUAUGACCAGCCUGUCCCCAAGAACUCGUUCCUGGAUGAAUGUUAAACACCUCGCAAUUUUCAGAGAACUUCGCUAUACCUUACACGCCAUCUCUUACUGUAUCAUGACCCACCCUUUCCAGUGUGCGACAGUUUCUCCCUGUAUAUACAUAUAUCAUUAUGUUUCGCUCCGACAGCGUCACGGCGAUCAAAUGGCUCCAAUGCUGUACCCCAUCCCUAACCACCGAGGGCUUGCAAACCGACGACGUCGCUUACUACAUCGCAAACUCUACCCUCGCAUACAGUUCUGGCGGUAUUACCAUAUAUUCGGUAAUGUAGUAUGCUUCCCCAUGCAGGCAUUUGAAACCUUUCCAUUAUUCUUUCGAAUUCGUAUAGACUUCCUUGGCAUAAAUUAUGGUUUUGAUUGUUUACCAAUAACUUCAUAUUUCUCAUGGACAUGUCUUUACCUCAUUUUCCCCAAGUUCUGAUUAGACUCGCCCCGCCCGCAUUGAUCUCCUUUCCUCUCAUGAUUGUUCCAUUUAUCGACGUGCUUUGCCAAUUCCAGAAUCGUCGUUACUGUAAUUAUACCGUAUCCAUCUGACUUCAGAGCUAAUGGAAAUCAAAUUAAGUUU
Serpula lacrymans var. lacrymans S7.9 is the source of this 1945-nucleotide messenger RNA. RefSeq names its product glycoside hydrolase family 16 protein. The record is from RefSeq and is a predicted model, not a curated record. Gene Ontology annotation, cellular component: endoplasmic reticulum membrane; plasma membrane. Gene Ontology annotation, biological process: (1->6)-beta-D-glucan biosynthetic process; fungal-type cell wall organization. Gene Ontology annotation, molecular function: glucosidase activity. The coding region runs from base 52 to 1380 and encodes 442 amino acids. The transcript has 12 exons. Lineage: Eukaryota; Fungi; Basidiomycota; Agaricomycetes; Boletales; Serpulaceae.